Messenger RNA from Anopheles marshallii, 4989 nucleotides. RefSeq lists its product as uncharacterized. The record is from RefSeq and is a predicted model, not a curated record. Lineage: Eukaryota; Metazoa; Arthropoda; Insecta; Diptera; Culicidae. Bases 1 to 4989 code for a protein of 1662 amino acids. Gene Ontology annotation, molecular function: protein binding; protein phosphatase regulator activity. The transcript is spliced from 10 exons. Gene Ontology annotation, biological process: protein dephosphorylation.
AUGUCCUUCAAUUGUGCUAACAACACUUCCUCGCGGAGUCUUCCAUUCGAGCCAUCUAACAAUAUCGUAAACACAAUAAAUGAGGACGACCCCCAUAUCAAGGGUCAAGCUUUUCUCAACUUGAACAUCACUGCUAAACACGAGGACGACAGGUAUGUCGAAAUAAUGUCCGCCAUUGCCGCCACCGAAAAAACCGAACUGGAGCGAUGCAACCAACGCAACCGAUGUGGCGCGCUUGCACCCGAAAGCACACUCGAUCAUAAAUUCGAUCGGUUGCUCUCGGAGGUGCACGGUCUGCGGGAUCAAAUUGGAGAUCGCAUCGAAACGCUGAAUCGUCGCCUUACGCAAACAAAUCGACUGUUCCUGGCACAUCAAGACUAUGGGCAACGUUCGAACCGGGCCGGUGAUCUGCUGCUAAUAGGCGUCCCGGCGACCCUGCAGGGCGACGGUCUGCGCGAGUGUUACGUGCGUAUUGCCCGCCGACUGGGAUACACGGAGAGCGAGAUCCCCAUCGUGCAUAUACGACGCCUCGAUCUCGGACCAUCGGCGCCGGAUGUUAAACCCUCCCGGUAUAGUAUAGCCGUGCUGGACAAUCUCGCAAGGACUCGUGUCGGGAAGUUACGUGCGGGCGUAACCGAACCUACCGUACAGCCACCAGCCGUUCACGUGCAGUUUGUGUUUCGGAACGCGCGAAAUGAGUUUUAUCGCCGGUACCAGGAGGGUGGUAAGGCUGGAACUGGGUUGGCACUGCCGGACUUGGGUUAUAGCGGAUCGGACGGUCGAGUGUUUGUGAGUGAAAAUCUAACCCGGGGUAACGUCAGCCUUAAGGCGGAGGCAAUGCGUCUGAAACGCGAUGGCAAGAUUAAAAGCGUGUUCACGGUGAACGGGCAGAUUUACGUGAAGCGAACGGUUGAUCAUCGACCGGAGUUGGUCACCAGUAGCGUCGAUCUGUUACUGCUAGAUGAAACGAAGUUGAAAGCAAACAAAGAUUGUUACCCGCGGGUACUGGAGCACAUCAUCAACACACAGUCACCGCAAGUGCUGUGCCGAGAUUACAAGGAGAUUCUGGGCACGCUUGACAUCAUCUCCACCGAUUCAGAUGAGUCCGUACGGCUAUACCUGGCCUGCUGGCUGCACAAGUACUGUGCCAGCUGGUUCGAUCGAGACCAAGACCUGCAAAGCAUAUUCAGCAAAGCGUUCCUGGAGAAGAUACUGCAGAUCAUCGUCCGUUACCUAACAGACGAGCCGAAUGUUCGUGCUUCGUCAUUCGAAUCGCUGACGUAUCUGAUUGAGAAAGGCUACCUAGACCGGGCGACCACGCUUAAGCUGAACAUCGUCGAAGAGCUGGUCAGCAAACCGAUCAAUGAGCAGUUCAUGGACAUGUGCACCAACUACAUCCAUCUGAUGGUAAAGAUUGCCCCGCUGGUGGGAUGCGCCAAGACGCACGAGCUCCUGUACAGUCGCUUCGUGAAAAUGUGUACCUGCAAGAUCAACUUCGUCCGCAAGGAGUGUGCCACCGCCUUUCCCGUGAUGUGCGAAGUCUUAGGCAACGAAGUGUUCGAAAAAAAUCUGCUGCCAAUAUUCAUGAAAUUGUGCGAGGAUGAAAUUUGGACCGUACGCAAGGCGUGUGCGGAGGUGAUGCCUUUCAUUGCACUGCUUUGUACGCUGGAGAAACGUCGCAAGGUCCUGGUGCCAGCAUACAAGAAGUUCAUGUUCGACACGAGUCUUUGGGUGAUCAAGGCGGCACUAAAGAAUCUGGGUCGGUUUUUGGCAACGUUCGCGCAGCUGCAGAUAUUAGGGCUUGCGUACAAUGGCAGCCUGGAGCUGUCGAUAACGAAUGCGGCCGACGAAGCUUUCUCCGAGCUGAUGGGGAAUGCGCGGCAACUUGCCCACGGCAGCCAGCAACCGGCUGCGAGUGUGCUGUUGAAGAAUUUCGAGUCGUACGAGCAGCGGUUCAAGGAAUCGAUCCAGCGCCAUGCGCUGCUGUCGCUGGUGAAAUCUGCCGAUGAUGAAGGUCCAGCGUGGAAGUCAUCUUCACCGCGAUCCGAGGAUCGGAUCAAUGUGGAGGCAUACCUCGCGUCGCUCGUGUUUGUCGAGGAGCAUCUGUCCCAGCGUCAGUCGACCGGUUCAACUUCGGACGAUGGCGGCGGUGGUAUAUCGAAGAUAGCCGACUUUUACUACGUGCGCCACAAAUCGCUUUCGUCCAGCUCGUCGAUCGCGUCGACGUCGCCGACACCGUCACCGCUGUAUCGCGCCAACCAGAGCUACGAUGAAAAGAAUCCGCUUAAUCGCUUCAUGCGUUACUGUUCGCCGCUCAAGAACAAUUUCGAGCACGCGUUCGUCAACCCGUCAGGAAGCGAUGGUGGAGAUCAGGGUGGUGGUAGCGAUGCCUUCGACAACCAUGGUCACUGGGACUCGGAGGACGACAACUACGGUUCCAACCAUCUGCAUCAUCUGCCGGACCUUAGUUUGGCCGGUGCGGACAUUGAGGGUGGUGGUGGUGGCAGUGGAGUGAUCUAUGACAGCGAUAACCCAAAGCACCAGCAGGCGGACGGAGGUGGAGCCGAAGCAGGAGGGCUGGACUUUAUCCUGGAGGCAGGCGAAGAAGACGAAAAUGCGAUCGACGAAUGCUUCAAUUCGCAUCAAUUCUGGUACAUUAGCCCGGGUCUUGCCUUGGAUUUGGAGUUCAUCGACAAAGAGGAAACAGCGACGGGCGAUGAGGAAAAGGAGGAAUCCGAUGCGAGCAAUAAUAACAUUCAAGAGGUCAAUGAGCGUGCUAGUGUGGAAGGCAAAGCUGGUGGAACGCCAGCAGUAACAGCAGCAGCAGUUGGGAUGGCGGCAGAAGAUAGCAGAAACAAUAACCUGAUGCAGCAGGGCACCAGCGCUAGCAGCACCAGCAGUGAGUCGGCUCCGGUUGGUGAAACGGGCUCUUCUUCGGCCGCCAUGGUAGUGGAAGACAACGAGAACCAAAAUGAUAGCGACUCUAGCUACGGAAGCAUCAACAACAACGAGACCGAGAACAACAAACUGAUCUACCUGUACGAGGAUCUCCUACCGUCCCAAUCACAAGCGCAAUCCGCAUCCACAGCACAGGCGGGAGGCAACAAUAACAACGGUGCUGGCAGUGGUAAUGUCCCGGGGACGUCCGGUGGUGCCGGCAGUAGCAGUAGCACAGUAACACCAACAAUGACGACGGUGGAACGAAUCCGAGCUGCAGAACAGCUGAAGACGCUCAUCCGCUGGGAGAACGAGGAAGUUGAGUGGAAUCUGCUCGAGGACUUCCUGCACAUGAAGAACGUCAACAAGGAGCUGUGCCAGGACUGUGCGUACAACUUUCCCGCCGUGGUGCUCACGUUCGGUGACAAGUUUUGGCCCAUUUUGAAUCGCUACUUCUUUGACCUGUGCGCCGACAUUCAGGAUUCGGUUCGACGCACGAUGGCCGCAUCGAUCAGCAAGAUAGCGCUUAUUAUCGGACGUGAACAGGCAACGCGCGAUUUGGUACCAUCGUACACGGAGUUUCUGCUGGACGCGGACGACAUCAAGUUUGAGGUGGUGCGCACGCUGGCCGAGUUCCUGCGCGUGAUCGAUGCAUGCGAACACGAAACGCUGAUGAACCACCUUGGCAUGUGUUUGCAACCGCCGCUCAAUAUGAUGAACUGGCGCUUCCGGGAGCUGGCUGGCCAACAGAUUGUGGAACUGGCGCGCAUGCACACUGCGAUUCGUAAGGAGAACUGUCUGCUCUUCCUGACUGGUCUUGCGAUGCGGCUCAUGCUGGACAAGUAUGACAGUGUCCGAAAGGCUGGCAUCGAUGCGUUCGUUGAAUGCAGCCACGAGUUCCAACAAAACGACAAGGUGUUUGAGUUCUUCAAUAAGCACUUUGCCUUCUUUAGCAACUGGCGUCGCCGUCAGACGUAUGUGAUAGCGGCUGGAAAAAUGCUCGAGACUGAUCGUGUCGAAGUAAAAAUCUUCCGCAAACAUGUGUUCAACAAUGUACUCAAAUUGGCCGACGACGCGGUGCCGAACGUUAGAAUACAAGUCGCCAAGUGCCUCAAGGAAAUCAUUGCCCCCCAUCCCAAAUUUGCAAACGAUCCCCUGGUCGAACCGACGCUGCAGAAGCUGCGCACCGAUAAAGAUUGUGACGUGCGGGGCCAUGUAGACGGGUACCAGAGCCUUGAGGAAGAAAUGGCAGCAGGCGGUAGUGGUGGUGGUUCGGGCGCAUCCAACGCCAGCACAAUGAUGAUGACUUCGGGCGAAAGUGAAUCGCAUCAGGACGCAUCGUCGCCAUCGACCGGUUCGCUGGCCGAAUCAUCCGUUUCGUCGCAUCUUUCGUACGCCGAGGUUACGAGCGGUUACUUUGGUUCGGCCAUGUCCUCGCUUACGCUGGACGACCAUCAGUACUCCGGUGAGAUGCGGCACCAGCAACAGCAAGCCGAGGAACACGAGUUAAAGGAUGAAGAGGAGGAGGAGGAGGAGGAGGUAGAGCUUGCCGGUUCGUCCGAGCGUGGUGUCGAUGUAGCGAACGAGCAAAUUCCCGGCAUCGUGGAAAGGCCAAACGAGGAGGAGGACGAUGAUUGUGGUGAGGAGGCGAUCGAACAACCGACGUCUUCCAUGUCGACCGAUGACGAUGCGGCCUACUGUUCCGAGAUGGAAACAUCCUCGGCCGUCUCGACGCCAUCGGUGGCAACGGCGGCUGCCCUGGUUACCAUUCCAUCGCAGAAUGUUACGAUAACUAGCACCAUCAGCAGCAACAGCAGCCAAGUCGUGCCAUCGUCCGACAGCACGGACGACCUGUCGGAUCUGGUAAACGGUGAGACCGUUCCGACGUCACUACCCGCGCCGCCUACAGCAGCUAGCGAUAGUGCUGUGCCGAAGAAAGGAUCCGACACAAGUGCAGCAGGAACUGCGGGGGGCAACAGCAGCAGCAACACCAACAACACGUCCAAGAUCAGGGAUAACUUUUUCCGGAGACGCUCCAAAGGCAAGAAGUAA